ACACUGACUGUGACCGGCAGAAUAGCAAAACCUUUUGGCUGAUAAAAUUCAUAUCACUGGAUCAAAGCUGACUGUAAUGAAAUCUGAUCAUUUCAUAUCAAUGCAUGUGUUAUAUUAGAAUUUCAAUGUACCCUCCAGCCCUGCACAGAACUAUUACAACAUUAUAGUGUCAAAUAAUGAGUUAACUUCAUUAAAGCACAUUCAUGUCUCAAAAUGUAGCUGUUUGGUGACUGAAACCAGGAUCCUGUAUAUUCUGUGAUCAGGGUAAACUUUUGUUGAUAACUGAAUCACAGGUUGGGCUGUUUAAGAAACUCAGUUAAACCUUCCACUGAGCUAAAAGCCUCUGCUACACUGUCUUACCACGAUGUUUGAGUUUUCCUGUGGAAACUUCCUCCACGCCACAUAUUUACAGUAUGUGACUGAGCGGGGCAUUUUGACUCCUACCAUGAAACAUAUCACAGAUGCUUUAUAGACAUAUCCCUCUUAAAAGAAAAAAUAAUCCAGUAAGCCUCUUUAAAAACACAUCAUCUCACACCAUGAUGUAUGAUUAGACUAAAAGACCAAAAACUCUUCUUUAAAAGGUUCAGGUGCACAAGAAGAAAUGUAGUCCUACUUUCACUUGCAAAGCUGUGAUUUGUUUAUUGUGCUUCAUGGAAAUCUUGAAAAUUGUUUGUGCAGUUUCUGUGGCAGAGACAGGAAGACUGAAAAGACACAGUAAAAUAAGUCAAGCUAUUUUUAUAUCUGUUAUCAUUUUUCAGUGAAUACAUAAACAUUUAAUACGCUGGAUACGUUAAUGAAGAUGACUGUGAAAGCUCAAUAUGCCAAAUUACAUCCAGGCCACAUCACUUUCCAUUUGAUUUUAUUUGCAUGCAUUUGGUUCAGCUUACAGAUUACAAGGCGAUGGAAACAGGCCAAGUCAGUUAGUCAGUCAGACAGACAAACAGACGUUGGUGGGCUUUGUAACCUCGCUCUUUAACUCUGAAGUACAAUCAGAAGCACAUGACUCUGAUGCCAUGUCAGUGAAUCUUCCAGCACAGUCACAGUGUUUUUAAUCUAUUAUUCUACAAAAUCGAAAACUCAGAUGAAGCUCCUCCAUGAGCUAAACGAGCUAGUCCAGUUCUACAGACCGGUGUAUUACUGGGUACCUUACUACCUGGCGACAAACUUUAAUUUAUCAUCAGUUUGUAAAUUGUUCAUAGAAGAAGAACAGAGAGAGAAACAACAACCAUUAAACACAGCUGUAUCUCUCUCAGGUAGGCCAACCCAAAACAGGACGGCAACAGGCUCAUAUUUCACAAUCAGAAUUUGUCUGUUAGUUAAAAUUCAUACUAACAGAAGCUGCUUCAUAAAAAGGGGAAGACACACCCAUAUACAAACACAAGUAUUGCACCCCUGAGUUACCAGCAGGGGAUCUAUUGUGUGGCUGUAAUGCAGGCUCAGUGGGUGUGAGCUCCAGCCAUGUGCUCUGUUCAACACAACAGGGAUAAUCUCAGAAGCUGACCAAGCAGCAAAUAAACUCUGUGGUUGCCGCUCUGAAGUCCAUCACUCUGCUGCUGCUAUCACCCCAAUGACACAGGCCAACGGUGAGCUGAGCACCGAAUCGGUGAACAAGUUAGUGAACAAGUCAACCAGGACACUGCUUCAGCUUUAAACCAGCUACCUGAUGGGCAACAAGAAGCUGAAGGAGACUGAGAGGAAAUACUCAGAGGAGACACACUGUGGAUAAUUUGAUAUGAGCGCCUCAAACUGUGGAGAAAACAGAAAUGAACCUGGGGUAAAGGGAAGUGAGAAAAAUAAUGUAAAACAAGAAGAUACAAAAAAACAUGCAAUGCAGCAGUGAGUAGGAAACUGUAUGGGGGAGGAGAGUGGAAAACCCUUAGGGAGCGAGCGAGCGAGCGAGCGAGCGAGCGAGAGAGAGGGAGGGAGAGAGAGAGAGUGUGUGUGUGUGUGUAUGACUGUGUUCUUGUGAGUCAGGUGUGUGCGUUACUGCUGGUAACCAAGCAGGGAGGAACCAAAUCUCACGAGGAUGUAGGAGGGAAGCUACGAAUACAACUAGAGAGAGGAAAAAAAAAUCUGUCUCACUCUGAUACGAUCUCCUUCUCAGAGAACACAGCUUCUCAGGUCUGUCACUGCCACAAACAACAAGGAAACACGCCUGAUAACGGAGUUCAGACUGAACAGAAACCAGUUCAGCUGAUGCUGUUCCUGUUGCUGCUGAUGAUGGAAAUAACACAUGCUCUCCGUCAGACUCUGGAUGGAUUAUAACAACUGAUUUGGAGGAGCUGUUACACUAACGAUGAUCAGAGAAGGUGCUUAUGUCUAAUGUUUAAUUUCUCCACUGUGAGGACUACAGACUGAACUGCCCCAAAGGUUUUAUCUGUGGUGGUGCUGUCUGGGUAAAGUGAAGCCGGGCUAUUAUGCGCCAGCUUGAAGGGGCGAAAUGCAGCUUCUUGUUGUGCCUGGGGAUGAGUAUUAUUAUCUGUUCAGUCAUGUACUUGAGGGCCAUGACACCAACAGAGCCCAAGCCCCUAGAGCCACCGAGCUGCAGGCCCUUAUCUGCUGAAUGUAAAGCUCUUCUGCCUGGUACUGAGAGAGGAGUAGAGUGGUACCGCCGUGACUGCCAGGUGGAAAGCUAUAUUCUGAAUAGUCAUCUGCAGUGUUCCAGUUUGACCAAAGAGUUACACUUCAUCACAAAACCUCUGAGUCGUGAGGAGGAAGAAUACCCUUUAGCAUUCAUUGUGACUGUUCACAAAGAGCUGGAACUUUUUGUGCGCCUGCUGCGGGCCAUUUACAUGCCACACAAUGUCUACUGUAUUCAUGUGGACGCUAAGGCUCCAUGGGAGUACCAGGAAGCCGUACGGAAGCUAGUCAGCUGCUUUAAAAACACCUUCCUCUCCAGCCGCAGCGAGACAGUGACCUAUGCUGGAUUUUCCCGCCUGCAAGCAGAUCUGAACUGCAUGAAGGAUCUGGCAAAGUCCAAGAUAGGCUGGAGGAAGGUGGUGAAUCUGUGUGGACAGGAUUUCCCUGUUAAGAGCAACCUGGAACUGGUGCAGUACAUGCAGAGCAAAGAGUGGAGGGACAGAAACAUGACGCCUGGCGUCAAACAGCCUCCCUCUAUGAGGGACAGGACACAGCUCCAGCACACAGAGGUCAUGGGGUCACAUGUUGCUCUGAAAGGGUUAGGGCUGAAGAAAGGUCCUCCUCCCCACAAUCUGCAGGUGUACUUUGGAACAGCCUACUAUGCUCUCACAAGGGCCUUUGUAGACUUUGUUCUGAAAAGCACAAUAGCCCACGACCUAUUGGAGUGGUCUAAAGACACAUUCAGCCCCGAUGAGCACUACUGGGUGACGCUCAACCACAUCAAAGAAGCUCCAGGCAGCCACAUAGAUGGAGGCUGGGCAGGAGACAUACGAGCAAUCAAGUGGAGGGAUCAAGAGGGAAGGACGCACGAUGGCUGCAAAGGGCAUUAUGUACGAGACAUCUGUAUUUAUGGAAUAGAAGACCUGCCUUGGAUCAUCAACAGGAACAGCAUGUUUGCCAAUAAGUUUGAGAGAAACACCUUUCCAGAGGCACUGGACUGUCUGGAGCAGUGGCACAGAAACAAGGUGCUGAGCCAGGCAACUGUUCCCAUAGACCCGUCAUGGCUGCUAGCUACACAGAGCAACUCGAGCAGCAGCAGCAGCAGCUACUUCAACAGCAGUGCUGGAGCAUGAAAACACUGUUUAUAUCCCAAACUAAAGUCAGGCUACAUGCAGUUCAGAACAUUUGCACUUGCUCAGUGGCUGUGAAUGUCAAAAAUGAACUGAGAACAAAGGGAUGAUGCACUGUACCCUUCCAGAGCCUGUAGCAUGUCUAUUGUUCACAGAUAUAUUUGUCUAUUUAUUUUUUGAUAGUCAGGACACAGUGAAUAUGCCAGAGGGUGAAGUGAACAGGUCUUUUGUUCCUUUGAUCCUUCUCAAAAAACUCCUCUACAUUAUGAUCAACUGUAUUUGUUAAAGGUUUUACAGUCACUUUCCCACCAGAAGCACCUUUUUCAGCAGUGCGGCGGUGCUCCUAUUUCUGGUAAAGUCAAACCUAAGAGAGACAGGAAAUCAUCUGCAAUAUGCUUCUCCAAAACAAGACUCAACUACAAACUGAAAUGUACAAAAUUUACAUGUCUAUUAAUUGUUUUUAUAUGCAGCAGACAGUGUGUAUGUCAGAGGAUGAAAAUAUCUUCACAGUAAAGCAAUACAGUUGAAGCAGAAGUGACUGCCAUAAAAAAUACACAAGUAAAUAACAGAUUCCUUUUGAGAGAACUAGAUUGCACCAAGUAUUGAAUAAAUUACUGCAACAUACAUAAAAUAUUGUUUGCCUUAAUUAAACAUUUCAUACUGCUUUAUGUAAUAUUGUUCAGUAUGUUGUCCUGUUUGAAAAAUGCACUCGUUGAUAAGACUAUUGUCUGUUGCUCUUUUUUAAUGAAUUAAGGGGGUACAAAUAAAGACAGUUAUAAGAAUGA
Molecule: messenger RNA, 4495 nt
Organism: Lates calcarifer (barramundi perch)
Lineage: Eukaryota; Metazoa; Chordata; Actinopteri; Centropomidae
Gene: gcnt7
Product: glucosaminyl (N-acetyl) transferase family member 7
Exons: 5
Coding region: 2418-3713 (431 amino acids)
Cellular component (GO): membrane
Molecular function (GO): acetylglucosaminyltransferase activity
Source: RefSeq, a predicted model, not a curated record